CGCAACACAAGCACCUGGCAAAACAACUAAACGGUGUUGGAAUGUAUUGAAUACGCAGGGAAGUAAAAAAUAAAAAUAAUAUAGUAUUCAUGUAAAUACAAAGAACUAACUUAUUUUACUGAGAGCACGGUUAAACUCGAUCUCGUCGUUAAUCUCUACUUGAGAACAUAUUUGGUCCACACACUUUCCGGUAAAGAUGGCGCUGAUGGCGACACUGAGGAGGACGUGCUGCCUGUUGACAUCUCGACUCUGCGCCCUUCCUCUCGCCGCUGCCCGAACGCGCAGCUCUGUUAGCUAUGACUUGCCUCUGACCUCCCUGUCCAGACCUCCGUGGAGGGAGACGAGGCCGGUGCCAGAGGAGGAGCUGCGGCGGCAGCACGCCGCCCUGACGAGCGCCGUCAACCGGCGGAUCGAGCAAGCCGACUUCGGUCGCCUCUUCGCCGUGGUGCACUUCGCCGGACGCCAGUGGAAGGUGACAGACGAGGACCUGAUCCUGGUGGAGAACCACGUGGAGGCGGCGUGCGGCGAUCGCCUCCGGCUGGAGAAGGUCCUGCUGGUGGGGGCGCGCGACUUCACGCUGGUCGGCCGCCCGCUGCUGGCCAAGGAGCUGGUGCGCGUGGACGCCACCGUACUGGAGAAGACCGAGUCGUGGCCCAAAGUGCACAUGGUGUUCUGGAAGAGGCACCGCUUCCAGCGCAAGAGAAUAAUAGUGCAGCCGCAGACUGUGCUGAGAAUUAACCGGAUACAGGUGGCGCCUGCGCUCACGUGACUACGGACAGUUUAAAAAAAAAAAAAGUUUGUACAAUUGAGCAUUGCAAAACCCUGUGAGCAUAUAUUUCAUAUUGUACUAGUUCAUAGUAGUAGAAAGACUGGGAUGUCAAACUCAUCUUUGUCGCGGGCCACAUCGUAGUUACGGUUUCCUGCAAAGCGCCGUUAUGACAAAAACAAAAAUCAUUAAUUGCAUCAUAUUUACAUGUGAAAUUCAUAAACUAGUUUUGGAAUCAGAAAUCAAGGGUUAUGGGUUUUUGAACGAUUGUUGAAGUUUGGAAACACAAAAAUGGUUGCAAUCUCUCAUUUAUGGUAUUACAAUUGGAGCUUUUGAUCCAGAUUUUAACAAAUGAAAAAAAUCAUACACAUGAUUUGCCUUCGUGGGCCACAUAAAAUCACGUGGCGGGCCGGAUCUGGCCCCCGGGCCUUGAGUUUUACACCUGUCCUAUCAGAACGGUUGUCUUACUAAUGUUUUCCUCCCACUCCUGCAUGACGAGGCGCACUAGUAGAACGACUUGUCACUAGUGAUGCAAAACUGUGGACUCGUCAACAACUGGGUGAAAAUCCACUAGUACUACUAGUGACAUUUAAUUCCGCUAGUUAAGAUGUAGUCCGACGUGGUUAAAGUUAGCAGAAGAAUUUCUAAUGUGACUAGUACUUUUAGUAGCACGCAUUCUUCAACUAGUGCAGUUUUGCCUCACUUGUCACUGUUCUUCUGCUAGUGCAUUGAAUUGCCUUACUUGUGAGGGCAAAGAGCAUACUAGUACAUGGACAAAUCAGUGCUAUUCAUGAUUUGAAAUUGUAGGCAUUUAUAGUUUGGAAAUCCUUAACAAAAUAAAAAGUGGAAAUACACCUUUCAUAACUGAAUAAUGGUAAAGACAGCUUCAUAAAAGUUGUGUUGCACAACUUACAUAUUUCCCUUUAAACUCUGCUGCUACAAGUGCAAAAAUGAUCUGAACUACUUAUUAAACCCAUUAAACCCACUUGUCUUGAUACAAUCAUAAUAGUAAGGACAUGCAAAACGUACAACACUUUCACAAAUAUAUACAUAUUUCUAUCCCACAAAUAACACUAUUUGCUGUCUGAUAUUGUGUGAAUGCAAAAUGGCUGCCCCAUCCUCGCACUUAAGCUCACAGAUCCCUCUGGUGUAUUGCAACCAAGAGGUUCUCAGACGCCUAACGGGAAAGCCAAUUUUGGAGUGCUAGCGUUGUUGUUCGAGACAAUUAUGACCUUUUAAAUAACUACCAAUAAUUCAAAUACUCGUCAGUCAAAUCAAUUGAUUGGUAAAAGGACAUUUUAUUGGGUCAUUUCCUGUAAAAUAUGUCAGACUGUGAGAUGUGUUUAAACAUAAGUUUUAAAAACCUACACUGGCCAGCUCAAAUGUGUCAACCUUUUUUAGUUUUUAUUUGAAAAAAAAAAAUUAAAGUGCAAUUCACCAAAUGUGUAUUGAAAAUAUAUAAUUUUGUAAUUAGUACAUAUUUGUGUACAGUAUAUUGAAUUGUUUAAUCUGUCAAACAUGAUUUUAAUUAAAACAAAAACCUCAAAUUUAGUUUUAUUAGCAUGUGCAAUUAAAAAAUGUAACAAAUAGUAAGGAAAAACAAAUAUGCAAGACUUAAAUGCUCUGUGGAUGCAUGUAAAAAAAAAAAAACCUCAAAUUUAUCUUCCAAGUGUAAUUGAUCAAUUUUAUGUAUAUAUUUUUUAAUGACUGAUCCGUUUUUAGAUUAUUUUCUUUAUUGUAUAUCAUUUUAAUAAAUACAAUAACUUAAUCUUGAAUCAUACUUAUAAUUAACCACUCUGUUCCAACUGCCUGUUCAAAACAAUAUUUUAAAAAAACAAAAAAAAAAAACACGGCACACUUUUCUUCAUUUAUUGAACACAAUUUCCUUCAGAAAACAACAGAAAUGAGCAGAAGGCACUACUGGAACGCUCGUCCUCGCACACAGGCCGCUAACCUCUUCACUAAAUUAAGCGCACAUAAUGACGACGUCACUGCUCGGACGGGUCCAAAUACGACACGUCCCUUAUCCCCAAUAAACCGCUUCAUGGGCUGCAAGAAUCUGGCCCCAAGUCACGCGUCGGUCACCUCAGCGGUCAACUUUGCAUUACUGCGUUCUUUGACGACAUCGAUACGCGUCAGUCACGGCAGUGAAGCGUUGCUCAAACGCAGUUUACUUCUGUACAUUUGUAUGGAAGCAGAUAAGUGCCACCAGGAUUUGAAUUUGAAAUGUAAAUUGAUCACAUUUUCAAUAGUUGCUACAAUUCGCUGUCUGAAAUUCACAGUCUGUGACAUCAGGCAGAACCCCCAGCCAAUUGCAGUUACGCUUUCUUAGUCACGUGACGUCACAUUCUAAGAACGCGAAACUGGAUUGGCUGGGUGUUCGGUUCUGACCUGAAGUAACCCCGCCUGGUGGCGCAGACGGUGAAUAUUAGACAGCGAAUUGUAGCGCGUUGGAUGGUUAACAUUGAAAAGUUACACUGAAAUACAACUAUUGAAAAUGUGAUCAUUCUACAUUUCAAAUUCAAAUCAUAUUUCACGUUACAUUUAAAAUUCAAAUCCUGGUGGCACUAAUCUACUCCCAUAGUUUGAAUCUAGCAAAGUUGCGCAUCAGUUUCUGCAGUGAACUGGCUAAUAAUCAAUUUUCUUCUUUAUGAAUGAGUCUUGAUAAAGAUGUGCAUCCGUUACAUUUGCCCAGAAACAUCUUUCUUCUACACAGGUGAGUCUUUGAAGGGGAAAUCCAGUGGUUUGCAUUAACAAUGUAUCCAAUUGGUCACGUAAUAUGUACUUUAUGUUGACAAUGCGAUGUUAAAUCCUCUCUCAUUUAAUAGUGUUUUGAGAAGAUUUUUAUCGACAAUUACGAGUUUUCAGAGGUGUUCACGAGUCACAUGGCCUACAUGGGCGUAUGUGACCUGUUAAGUGCCGUUCCUAACGCUCGAUUACAUGGGACACCAUUUGUGUCCAGCGUUGAUUUCUCAAAUGUAUCCUCAUCUGAUAAAGAAAUAGCAUAUCGGUUGAUCGGGAAGACGGAGGAAUACUUCUAUACACAGCCGGGCCGCGUAACUAGUUAGCAUGACAGAGUCUUGUACGUUAUCGGAAUUAAACAGGAACCGGCGCUGUGCGAUUGAGCUCUCCACCGUCAGCCCAAUCCUCCGUCCCGAGGACGUCCGUGUGGGUUUCAAGCGGGAGGUCUCAGAAAAGUUACCACAGGGAUAACUGGCUUGUGGCAGCCAAUUGUUCAUAGAGACGUCGCUUUUUGAUCCUUCGAUGUCAUCUCUUCCUCCACAAUGUGGAGGAAAAAGGCGUGAGUGACCCCCCCCCCCCCCCAAGCCGGCUUGCUGGCUCCAUUACCGCUCACGGCGAAGUAUGGAAGUAUUCCUCUGUCUUCCCGAUCAACCGAUACUGCCAUUUCUUCAUCAGACGAGGAUAAAUCCGAGAAAUUAGUGCUGGGCAUAAAUGUAAUCAAGAUUUUGUUGCGGCACGGUACACGUCACAUCCGCGCACCUAGGUCAUGUGAUGCGCAAAAAUGGCAGCGCCCCUGUACAUUUGUAAUUGUCGAUAAAAAUGUUCUCAAAACACUAUUAAAUGAGAGAGGAUUUAACAUCACAUUGUCAAAAUGUUACAUGACCUAU
This is a messenger RNA of Syngnathoides biaculeatus (alligator pipefish), 4395 nucleotides long. RefSeq names its product mitochondrial ribosomal protein L21 (gene mrpl21). NCBI's taxonomy places the organism in Eukaryota, Metazoa, Chordata, Actinopteri, Syngnathiformes, Syngnathidae. Bases 197 to 769 code for a protein of 190 amino acids. Gene Ontology annotation, cellular component: ribosome; mitochondrial large ribosomal subunit. Gene Ontology annotation, molecular function: structural constituent of ribosome. The record is from RefSeq and is a predicted model, not a curated record. The transcript has 2 exons.